Molecule: messenger RNA, 1503 nt
Organism: Pyricularia oryzae 70-15
Lineage: Eukaryota; Fungi; Ascomycota; Sordariomycetes; Magnaporthales; Pyriculariaceae
Exons: 5
Coding region: 1-1503 (500 amino acids)
Source: RefSeq, a predicted model, not a curated record
AUGCGAAUCUUUGGACUGCUUGCCGCUGUCAACCUGCCCCUGACCGGGGUUGUCACCGCCUCGGCGCCGUACAGGGCCGAGUUGAUCCUCGCGCCGAUUUUCCUGCAGGUCCCGCCGUGUGCUUUUAUAUGGGUGGAUUCACUUAUUCGGAGGUCGGCCAUCAACGCUACAGCGACUCUUUGCGAUCGCCCUCCUGCAAACCACUACGUGCAACUCCCCGUCGGCAUCGGGAUCAUGGCUGCCAUCCCGACGCUGUUGAUCAUCCUUCGCCUGGCCCUCAAGCUGGCCAAGGUGUCGAGUUGGUAUCAUGACGACACCACCAUCAUACUGGCUUGGGUCAUAUUCAUCUUUGAACCGUUUUACUUUGUCAUGAUCUGCCUGGUCAAGUCGUCCAUCCUCUUCACGUACAUGCGCAUCUUUCGCGAGCCCGACGCGCAGCGCGUGUUUCGGUUCACGCACUACUUCAACAUGUUCCAGACGGGCGUCUUCAUCGUCCUGUGCUUCGUGCAGUGCCGGCCGCUGGACCACUUCUGGCUCGGCUGGACCGGCGACGACCACCCGGGCUCCUGCUGGCACAUGAACGACAUACCCGUCAUCCACGCCAUCGUCGGGGUGCUGCUGGACGUGUGGAUGUUUGGUCUGCCGGCCACUCUGGUGUGGCGGCUCAACCUGAAGAGCAGGGAGAAGAUUGGCGUCAUGUUGAUGUUUGGGUUUGGUGUCUUCCUCAUCGUAAUAAGCUGCAUCCGCAUCCCCCUCCUCCUCAACGUGUCCCCCGCGACCGCCGUGACCGACGAGUCCCUCCAGGGCGCCAUCUGGUCCAGCGUCGAGGUCUGCAUCGGCAUCUGCGUCGCCUGCAUGCCGGCGCUGCGGCAAUUCAUCAGCGUGAUCGCCGCCCCGCGCAUCCGCCGCCUGCUCGGCCUGCCCGAGAAGCCGCGCCGCGGCACCAACACCGCCCGCCUGUCCACCACCACGGCCGCCAGCAGCAGCAGCGCCGCGCGCAAGAGCGCCCUGCAGAAGCCCGGGGCGCGCCGGUCCGUCGACGCAGCGCCGCCGAGAAAGUCUCGAGACAGCAGCCGCAGCAUCGCGCUGAGGCCGCUGCCGCCGCCGGACCUGCGCCCGCCGCCGCCCGUGCUCAAGCUGGGCGCGCCGCCGGGGUCGAGGGACAGCACGUGCAGCGCGGGCGACAGGAGGUCGCGCGUGACGUUUGUGGACGUGGACCUGGGCGCCGCGAAGCUGCGGCCCAUGAGCGGGGUGUUUGUCAAGUCGGGGUCGGCGGCGGCGGCGCUGGAGGGCGAGGCGGUCAUUGAGUUUUCGGACCUGCGCGCCGUGGAGUUACGCGGUGGGGCUAGCAGGGAGAGGUUGGUGGAGGACGAUGAGACGUGGAGGAGGCCGAUCAGCGAGGUCGACCUCAUUGAGAGCUACCAGGUGCCGAGCGUGUAUGUGCCGAGAGGCGGGAGACGGCCGUCGUCGGUGAAUAGUAUGACGCCUGGGUUGGCGCUUUGA